Molecule: messenger RNA, 1867 nt
Organism: Drosophila simulans
Lineage: Eukaryota; Metazoa; Arthropoda; Insecta; Diptera; Drosophilidae
Product: beta-catenin-like protein 1
Exons: 4
Coding region: 88-1833 (581 amino acids)
Cellular component (GO): spliceosomal complex
Source: RefSeq, a predicted model, not a curated record
AGACAUUCACGUGCGGUACACGUUCGAUAGUAUCGCUUAAGAAUCGCCCAACGUUCCAGCACUAAUUGUUUUUUAAGGCCCGCAAAAAUGGACAUCGGCGAACUGCUGGCGUUUAAGCCGGAACAGACGCCAAAGCGUCCGCACGACGACGAGGACGACGACUUCGAUUUGGCGAGCUCGCACGGAAAACGGGGCGGUGUCGAUGAGAAAACCAAACGCAUGCGGCGCAUCGCCGAAGCCAAGGAGUCCGCACACUAUGUCAAGCAAAGUGGAGGAGCCACCGGUGGCAGCGGCACCUCCGCCUUCGAAUUCGAUCCGGAACUGACGGAGGAGGAGCGCCUGAACAUCCUGAAGUACGUGGAGAACGAGGAGGCCGAUGGCGAUGUUCUGGAUGAGCAGAGCCUGAAGAAACUGAUACUGGUGUUCGAGAAGCGGAACUUGAAGAACCAGGAGAUGCGCAUCAAGUUCGCCGACAGUCCCGAAAAGUUCAUGGACUCGGAGGUGGAGCUGCACACGGUAAUCCAGGAGCUGAAGGGCGUGGCCACGGUGCCCGAUCUGUAUCCAAUCCUCGUGGAGCUGCACGGCCUGCACAGUUUGCUGGAACUGCUGGCACAUCAGAACACAGACAUAGCCGUGGCCGUGGUAGAUCUGCUGCAGGAAGUGACCGAUGUUGAUAUCCUGGGCGAAAGUCAAGAGGGUGCCGAAUCCUUGAUCGAAGCGCUGAGAAAAGAGCAAAUUUGUGCUCUGCUUGUCCAGAAUCUGGAGCGACUGAACGAACAGGUUAAGGAGGAGGCCGACGGCGUGCACAAUACGCUGGCCAUAGUGGAGAACCUUACCGAAAUCGAUUCGGAAUUCGUGAAGGAAGCCGCUGAACAGGGACUGCUCGCCUGGCUGCUGAAACGCCUGCGCGGCAAGUCGCCCUUCGAUCCCAACAAACUGUACUGCAGCGAGAUACUUUCCAUACUUAUACAAACGGAGAACGAAAACCGAUUACUGCUGGGCUCUCUGGAUGGCGUGGAUGUGCUGCUCCAGCAGCUGGCUGUCUACAAGAGACACGAUCCCGCCAGCAACGAGGAGCAGGAGUAUAUGCAGAACCUCUUCAAUUGCCUUUGUUCCGCCUUGAUGGCCCGCGAGAAUCGCGAUCGUUUCCUCAGCGGCGAGGGUCUGCAGCUGAUGAACCUAAUGCUGCGCGAGAAGAAGAUGUCCAGAAAUGGAUCGCUUAAGGUUUUGGAUCAUGCCAUGGCUGGCCAAGAUGGCAGAGACAAUUGCAACAAGUUUGUCGAGAUUCUCGGCUUGCGCACCAUUUUCCCACUCUUCAUGAAAACGCCCAAGCGCAACAAGCAGCGCCUGAUCUCCGCCGAUGAGCACGAGGAGCAUGUGGCCUCCGUGAUCGCAUCAAUGCUGCGAAACUGCAAGGGCACACACCGCCAGCGAAUGUUGGCCAAGUUCACGGAGAACGAUCACGAGAAGGUGGAUCGCCUGCUGGAGCUGCACCUCAAGUAUCUGGCCAAGGUGGAGGCCAUAGACAAGGAGAUCGAUCAGCAGGCUAAGGAUCCCAGCAUUGAUGAGGACGAGGAGGCGGAGAAUAACUAUAUAAAACGACUGACCGGCGGUCUGUUCACGCUGCAGCGCAUCGACUACAUCCUGCUGGAGGUCAGUGCCACUGGCGACACCGUCAAGCAGCGUGUACUGCAGAUCCUUAACUUGCGCGGCGCAUCCAUGAAGACCAUUCGCAGCAUUAUGAGGGAAUAUGCUGGCAACCUGGGCGACGGCGACACCGACUGGCGGGAACAGGAGCAGACCCACAUAUUAUCUCUAGUCGAUCGUUUCUAAGGCUCAACACAGAAUAAACAAAACAUAAAUAUGA